AUGUUUAACUGGGUGGUGAAAGUGGUCCCUCAACCUCCUGAAGUUCCCGGGACAGAUGAAGAUGCCAAGACCCCUGCUGCUGACCCGCAGAAAAACAGACAGGUGAAGAGUCCUCCACUGAAAAACACAGAUGAGGCUUCAGAGGACAGCCAGGGUCAGACUGGUGUAUUAGGCUGGCUGUCUAAUGGGUUCGUCAGUGCCCUGCCACAGCCGUCUAACUCCCCUCGACUCAACAGGGCCAACUCUGAAGCCAGGUCAGGGGAGGAUGAAGAAAGGUCUGGAGUGAUCGGCUGGGUCACUCAGGGUCUGACCAAAGUGCUGCCUCAGCCUGAUGAAAAGUACAGAGAAACUAACGACAACAACAAUGAGGAACACACUGAGGUCUAUGAUGUAGCAACAAUGCCAGAUUUUGAUCCCCUCCCACACAUCCCAGUGGUGGAGAUGGUGUCAGAUGAUGAGUCGGAGGUAGAGAGUCUGACCCCUCAGUUCCCUCCUAACAUGGUGAACUGGAUAAAGCAGAUGAUCCCUCAGCCAGUUAUACUGCCCCCUGGUGCCGUACUCAUAGAACCAUCGACCAAGUCCCGCUCCUCUCUGGACAAAAUUCUGUCCCCACCACCUGAAUCUCUCAGUGGAAUCUCACUGGAUACUGACAGCAAGGCCUCGGGUGUGGUUGGCUGGUUCGUGUCAGGGCUGGGCCUGAAGAUGCCUCAGCCUGCCAUUCCACCUAAAGAUGAUGUCAUAUGUGCAGCUGAAGUUCUACAGAAAGCUUCAACCAAACUCAAACCUGACAUGGUGCUAGAAGACAUGGAGUCAGACAACGAGGGUCAGCAGACAUGUGAGGAUCAUUCCAAAGCUCCAGCACAAUCCACAUCGCUGACUCCACCAACACCGACAACAUACCAACAGCAGGAAGCAAUACAGCAGACACAGCCCAAUUCACUGCAGUCAGAUGCCAAUCCACAGAGUGUGACAAAAACAUUUCAGGAGGAUGCUGAGACUCAGACAGGCCGCUGGACGCCAUUUAUUGAGAGCAUCAAGAGGGAGGCUGAAGAUGUGGCUUUGGCUACCAUGGAGGAACGUCUGCUGCAGGAGCGCAUGGAGAUGGCACGCAUGGCUGAGGAGGUGGCCAGGCAGACAGCUGAGAUGGCCAUUAGACAGAUGGCCAGUGAGGGACAGUCCAUCAAACUCUCACUGGGCAGUCAAGAACUGCUGGAGGAGCCUGAAGCCGAGCUACCAGUGCCACAAGAAGAAGAGAGUGAAGUAGAACACAGUAAAGUCUCAGAAAAGGAAGAGAGCAUUGCAGAGGCAGAACAGAAGGAAGAGACUGAAGAACCUGCUAUCACAGAACCAGAGCCAAAGGAGGAAGCAGAGUCACGGCGGACCUCCCCCUCUCCACCUCCAAGUCCUGAACCAGAAAAGACCUCUGAGCCAGAGCCCCAGUCCGAGCCUGAGCCUGAGCCUGAACCUGCACCUGAACCUGAACCUGAACCUGAACCAGAACCAGAGACAGAGGAAGCCACUUCAGAAGCUAAGCCUGUAACUCAGCAGCCACAGAAAGCAGUGGAAGACGGUCAAGGCACCAAAGACCAAGCUGACAAAGCCGCUGAAAAAGAGGAAGCUACUGAGGAUGGCUGUGGUGAGAGCUCCAGCCUCAGCCUUCGUCCAGCUGUCAAUGUAGAGGACGUUGACUCAGACAAUGAAAGAAAAGGAGGAGGAAGAGGAGGAGGAGGAGGGCGAGGAGAAGAAGAGCAGAGUACUAUCCCCCACAUUCUCACCCCACAGGAUCCCAAACUUACAACCCUCACUGUCCCUGUGACCCCUUCUGGGGGUCGUCAGAGUAAAGGAGAUAAAGAUCACAAAUACAUGAAUGAGCAUGAAGCAGCAUCAGGACGCUUGCAAUCUCAAAGUGAAGAUGAUGAUGAUGAAGGAAGCAUCCCUGUCAGAGCUUGGCCCAGCCAGUCCAGCCUGCACAGCACCGAUGACUUCCUGAAAGAACGUCCAGCGUCUUCAGCCAGUCAGACCAGCACAGUGGUGAACGAGCGUCUGCAGGAGCUGGUCAGGAUGUUUAAAGAGAGGACAGAGAAGGCCAAGGAGAAACUCAUUGACCCUGACAGCUCAGAUGAAGACAGCGUCAUUCCCUCUCCUCCUCAGACCACAGCUCCUCAGCCUGCUCCUGGACUGCAGCCAGGGGGUAGAGGAGAGAAGGAAGCACAAGCAGGUCCAUCAGGAGGAGGUGGAGGAGGAGGAGUGGAGAGUAAGGCAGAGUUAGAGGAGGGGCAGUCUAGCAGCUGCUGCAAGCUGAAAGCUCCUCGGUGGAUACGAGCCUGUAUGCACUACCGUUUCCCUGCCAGCAUCGACCCUUUCACUAACAUAAUGUACGUGCUGUGGAUGUUUUUGGUUUCUCUUGCGUGGAACUGGAACGUAUGGUUCAUCCCGGUGCGUUGGGCCUUCCCCUAUCAGACUCCAGACAAUAUUUACUACUGGCUGGUGAUUGACUACCUGUGUGAUCUCAUUUACAUCUUGGACAUCACCAUCUUCCAGCCGCGUCUGCAGUUUGUUCGUGGAGGAGACAUAGUGUGUGACAAAAAAGAGAUGAGGAAGAAUUAUAUGAGAACCAAACGCUUCAAAUUUGAUGUGGCCAGCCUUGUUCCCCUGGAGAUCUUCUAUUUGAAAAUUGGCAUCAACCCUCUGCUCCGCUUACCCAGGCUGCUGAAGAUCAACUCCUUCUUUGAGUUCAACGAGCGUCUAGAGGCCAUCUUGACCAAAGCCUACAUCUAUAGGGUGAUCCGUACCACCACCUAUCUUCUUUAUUGUCUCCACGGUAAUGCCUGUCUCUACUACUGGGGUUCUGACUUCAUAGGAUUGGGAUCUACUCCAUGGGUGUACAAUGGUGUGGGCAACAGUUAUAUUCGCUGUUACUACUUUGCGGUGAAGAGCCUGAUCACCAUUGGGGGUCUGCCAGACCCAACUACCAUGUUUGAGAUUUUCUUCCAACUCAUUAACUACUUUAUUGGAGUCUUUGCCUUCUCUAUCAUGAUUGGACAGAUGCGUGAUGUGGUUGGUGCAGCCACAGCAGGUCAGACCUACUACCGCACAUGUAUGGACAACACUAUUAAAUACAUGUCCUCAUAUCGCAUCCCUAAAGAUGUCCAGAACCGUGUCAAAACCUGGUACAACUACACCUGGCAAUCUCAAGGCAUGCUGGAUGAGCAGGAGCUGCUGACUCAGUUGCCAGAUAAAAUGCGUCUAGACAUUGCUGUAGACGUGAAUUACUCCAUCGUCAGCAAAGUUCCUCUUUUUCAGGGUUGUGACAGACAGAUGAUCUUUGACAUGCUGAAAAGCUUACGCUCUGUUGUCUACCUGCCUGGGGAUUAUGUCUGCAAAAAGGGCGAGGUGGGACGGGAGAUGUAUAUCAUAAAGGCUGGGGAAGUGCAGGUGGUUGGAGGACCUGAUGGGAAAACGGUGUUUGUCACUCUGAGAGCGGGAUCAGUCUUUGGAGAAAUCAGUUUGCUUGCAGUAGGCGGGGGUAAUAGGCGCACAGCUAAUGUAAUUGCUCAUGGCUUUGCCAAUCUCUUCAUCCUGGACAAGAAAGACCUGAAUGAGAUCCUGGUCCAUUACCCUGAGUCCAAGAAACUGCUCCGCAAGAAGGCCAGGAAGAUGCUUACCAAGGGAAAGAAACCUGAGCCCAAAGAAGAGCCUAAGGAACCUCCUCAGGUACCAGCAGCCCCUGUCAGGCAGGAGACACCCAAACUGCUCAGAGCUGCCCUGGAGAUGACAGAGAGGUCCUCUGGACUUAAAGGAGCUCUGGCUAAAGUCAAAGAGAAGACCUACAAGUCCAGUAUCUCAUUACAGCCCUCCUUCUCCUCCUCCCUGCCUCCCCCAUCUCCCACCUCCAGCUCUGGACCCGACAGAGAUGCAGAUACGCCCUCGCCCGUCUCUGCCAGCUCUGCGACAUUACACCCUGCUUCUCGCUGCCAGAACAACAGCUCUGUGACGCCUCACUCCGCAUCACAGUGCCGCAGCGACGCAGACGACCAAAGAAAGGAGGGUGCCGGUGAGGACGAAGGGAAUGAGGGCGGGAAGAGGAAAGAAAAGAAGUUGUGAUAUAUUAUUUUUUUUCAACAUGAAAGGAGGAGAGUGGUUUUAGAAGUUAGGAAGAAAGGAAGGAGAGGUGGGGAAGGUUGAGGAGAGGAAGGAAACUGGAGUAAUCAACAGGAUAUAAAGAAACUCCUAAAGGGAAGGAUAAACAAUGCUGAAUAUAUCUACUGGACACUGACAGAAUGGUGAAAAGAAACAGACAAUUGUAAUGAUCUGUCAAAGUUGUGUGGGACAGCUUCACUGCAAAAUAUCAGAGUAGUACUGUAUUCCAUUUUGACCUAUGAUGCACUUAUCCAUUUUCUACAUCAUAGCCUGCUAUUUACAGCACCCAGUGCAGUUAUAAUAUACCUGUAGACUUAAAAAGCUGAUAUAUUUUGUCAGUUGUGUCAGAUAAUAGCAGUGCCCCCAUCUCUCCCUGGUUUUUCAGGCUGGAAAAUACAACUCCAGAUUCUUUUGUUCCCCAGUUGCUUUACAUAACUCUUUCAACCCCCACCUACUGU
Molecule: messenger RNA, 4598 nt
Organism: Lates calcarifer (barramundi perch)
Lineage: Eukaryota; Metazoa; Chordata; Actinopteri; Centropomidae
Product: cyclic nucleotide-gated cation channel beta-1
Exons: 37
Coding region: 1-4104 (1367 amino acids)
Biological process (GO): retina homeostasis; monoatomic cation transmembrane transport
Cellular component (GO): intracellular cyclic nucleotide activated cation channel complex; photoreceptor outer segment; plasma membrane
Molecular function (GO): cGMP binding; intracellularly cAMP-activated cation channel activity; protein-containing complex binding
Source: RefSeq, a predicted model, not a curated record